Lycium ferocissimum is the source of this 2839-nucleotide messenger RNA. Its product is annotated as potassium channel AKT2/3-like. The record is from RefSeq and is a predicted model, not a curated record. Gene Ontology annotation, biological process: potassium ion transport; transmembrane transport. Gene Ontology annotation, molecular function: protein binding; voltage-gated potassium channel activity. NCBI's taxonomy places the organism in Eukaryota, Viridiplantae, Streptophyta, Magnoliopsida, Solanales, Solanaceae. Gene Ontology annotation, cellular component: membrane. The transcript has 11 exons. The coding region runs from base 160 to 2679 and encodes 839 amino acids.
GAUCACCUAUACACCAUUUACAACCAAAAUAGUAUACUUCUUUUCCUACUGAUUUUCUCUCUCUUGCAAUUAUUCAUCUAACUUAUCAACCCCACAAUUGUACUACCAUUUUAGCUUUUUUUGCUCAUAUAGGUACAUCUCUUUGAUAACAUAUUCAAUAUGCAAAUGAGCCAUUCAUCUUAUGUUGUAUAUAAUAGCUGUACCAAAAACAUGAUUAUUGAAGAUAGCCAAAAAGACCAACAUGUGCAAGAUGAUAGCCCUGGGAGUAGCAAUACAGCUGAUACUUCAGAUGACCUCAGUUUCCGGAAUCUGUCAAAGCUCAUUCUCCCUCCACUUGGUUCCAAUGGGUACAACCAGAAUCAAACUCAGGAGAAAGGCUUUAUCAUCACUCCAAUGGAUACAAGAUACAGAUGUUGGGAGACAGUAAUGGUAAUAAUGGUGGCGUAUUCAGUAUGGGUUUGUCCAUUUGAGAUAGCAUUCACGCACUCCAACCCAAACACAACGCUAUACAUCAUCGACAACGUUGUGGAUGUCUUCUUUGCUGCUGAUAUCUUCUUGACUUUCUUCGUUGCCUAUAUUGAUGAUACAACUCAGCUCCUUGUACGUGACAGGAAAGAAAUUGCUAUAAGAUACUUAUCAACAUGGUUUAUAAUGGAUGUGGUCUCAACCGUACCAUUUGAUCUUUUUGCCUUGUUGCUCACUGGCAAACACCAAGUCGGCGUUUCUUACUCCGUUCUAGGAAUGCUCAGAUUCUGGCGUCUUCGCAGGGUCAAACAAUUUUUUACCAGGCUAGAAAAGGACAUGAGAUUCAGCUACUUUUGGGUCAGAUGUGCCAGGCUUCUAUUUGUAACACUAUUAACAGUUCACUGUGCUGGAUGCCUCUACUAUUUGCUAGCUGAUAGAUAUCCACACCAAGGAGAUACUUGGUUAGGAGCUAUGAAUCCAAAUUACAAGGAGACAAGUCUUUUGAUUAGGUACAUUGCAGCUCAAUAUUGGUCCAUGACCACCAUGACAACUGUUGGCUAUGGUGACUUUCAUGCUGUCAACACUUUGGAAAUGGUCUUCAUCAUUUUCUACAUGCUUUUCAAUCUUGGCCUCACUGCUUAUAUAAUUGGUAACAUGACCAAUUUAGUCGUCCAAGGAACUCGUCGUACCAUGGAAUUCAGGGAUAGCAUCCAAGCAGCAUCGAAUUUCGUUUGUCGAAAUCGUUUGCCUCCAAGAUUAAAAGACCAAAUAUUGGCUUACAUGUGUUUAAGAUUCAGGGCAGAGAGCCUAAACCAGCAGGAAUUGAUUGAACAACUUCCUAAGAUACUCUGCAAGAGCAUCAGGCACCAUUUGUUUUUGCCAACAGUGGAGAAAGUUUAUCUUUUCAAGGGUGUCACAAAGGAAAUUCUGUUACUUUUGGUUGUAGAUAUGAAGGCAGAGUACAUACCACCAAGGGAGGAUGUAAUAAUGCAGAAUGAAUCGCCAGACGAGUUGUACAUCAUAGUAUCAGGAGAGGUGGAAAUGAUUGAGUCUGAAUUGGAGAAUGAGCAGAUUGUUUGGACUUAUAAAUCUGGAGAUAUGAUAGGAGAAGUAGGAGCAUUUUGUUGCAGGCCUCAGAGCUACACGUACCGAACCAAGACACUUUCACAGCUCUUGAAGAUAAGAACACGUAAUUUGAUUGAAGCAAUGAAAACCAGACAAGAAGAUAAUAUCAUCAUGAUCAAGAACUUCCUUCAGCAUCACAAGAAGCUCAAGGGCUUAAGGCUAGGAGAUUUAUUUCAUGAAGUUAAGGAAGAAAAUGGUGACCUAAACAUGUCUGUCAACUUGCUAAUUGUUGCUAGUACAGGUAAUGCUACUUUCCUUGAUGAACUACUCAAGGCAAGAUUAGAUCCUGAUAUCGGAGACGCUCAAGGAAGAACCCCACUGCACAUUGCAGCAUCGAAAGGGCACGAAGAGUGUGUUAUGGUGCUUCUUAGACAUGGAUGUAACAUAUACCUUCAAGAUGUAAAUGGUCACACAGCGCUGUGGGAAGCUAUAGCAGCAAAACACCAUUCAACUUUUCGCGUAUUGUACCAUUGGGCUUCCGUCUCUGAUCCCUAUGUUGCUGGUGACCUCUUAUGCACAGCAGCUAGGAAAAAUGACUUAACAGUGAUGAAAGAACUCCUAAGACAAGGAUUACAAGUUGACUCAAAAGAUCGCGAUGGAUCAACUGCUAUUCAUGUUGCAUUGGAAGAAAAUCAUAAAGACAUGGUAAAGCUACUUCUAAUGAAUGGAGCUGAGAUUGAUGAAAAGUUAAAGUACAAGCUUAAUUCGAUGAACCUAAGUGGGAUGCUGCAAAAACGUGAAGUAGGACACAGGGUUAUGGUCCCCGACACAAUGGAUGAAGUUGCUCAAAAGUGGCGCGAACAAGAGCAGAAGUACAAACCGGAAAGCACUAGCAAUCAAUCGUCUUUUAGAGUUGGCAUAUACAGAGGCCAUCCCGUGAUCAGGACAAGAACUCAUUGCAGUGAACCUGGCAAAUUAAUUAUGCUUCCAAAUUCACUUGCAGAGCUCAAGAUCAUUGCAGGUCAGAAAUUUGGAUUUGAUGCAACAAACACAUCGGUGACGGAUCAAGACGGAUCAGAAAUUGACUCUAUUGAAGUGAUAAGAGAUAAUGAUAAGCUAUUUAUAGUUGAAGAUCCAAACUAUUUGUAGCAAUACCUAUUAUGACACUUAAGAAGUGUAUAUUCACAUGCACAGCUUGCUAUAUAUCACUAAAGCACUCAGAAGAGAAAUGUAUAGUGGACAUUCAGUCCUUCCCAAUUUGUGUGGCAUAUUGAGCACUAAGUUAUUAAAACAUCCAACCAAUUCCCUA